CCACUAAACAAAACCAAACGAAUCUCGCAGCAACAAAUCAGAUCAAACCAAGUUUUUCCCAUCAAAUUUCCUUUCCAAUGGCGACCCCCUCUUUCCUCUCGAGCUUGAAAUACUCGGACAGUCUCACAGUCGUCGGCAUCUCCAUCUGCACCGCCGUAAUCUGCGAGGCCAUCUCAUGGGUCCUCAUCUACCGAACCAACUCCUACAAGUCCCUCCGAUCCUCCAUCGACAAGGCCGCCAAGAAGCUCGAGACCAUGAAGACCGAAUCCACCACCGCCAAAAUUACCAAAAAGUCCAAGACCAAGAAGAUCGACCGCGUCGAGACCAGCCUCAAGGAGUCUAGCCGCGACCUCUCCCUCUUCAAGUUCAAGUCCGGCGCCGUCGUCGCCGUCGUCCUCUUCGUCGUCUUCGGCCUUCUCAACUCGCUCUUCGAGGGCAAGGCGGUCGCGAAAUUACCUUUUAAGCCCUUCGGGUUGGUGAUGAAGAUGAGCCACAGAGGCCUGCAGGGGGACGAUCCCACGGAUUGCUCGAUGGCAUUUUUGUACUUUCUGUGCUCCAUCAGUAUUCGGACCAAUUUGCAGAAGUUCUUGGGCUUCUCGCCGCCCCGAGGUGCCAGUGCCGGGUUGUUCCCCAUGCCCGACCCGAAAACCAAUUGAUGGAUCCACUGGAAGCUGGUUUGUUCUGAAUUUUAGCUUUGGUUUAUCAUUGGUAUUGUUAAUUUGUUAUUGUUCUAAUUUUCUAGAGACAAUUUUCGAUUUCGAUUAGAGACUGAGUUUUACAUCUUUGUUAGUGAUUUUGAUUUUUUUUUUGUGAAUGACCUACUUUCUGAAUAUGUGAACCUGCUAUGAGGUAAGUGUCUGAGAA
Messenger RNA from Fragaria vesca subsp. vesca, 864 nucleotides. Its product is annotated as transmembrane and coiled-coil domains protein 1-like. The transcript has a single exon. Gene Ontology annotation, cellular component: endoplasmic reticulum membrane; cytoplasm. NCBI's taxonomy places the organism in Eukaryota, Viridiplantae, Streptophyta, Magnoliopsida, Rosales, Rosaceae. The record is from RefSeq and is a predicted model, not a curated record. The coding region runs from base 78 to 656 and encodes 192 amino acids. Gene Ontology annotation, biological process: endoplasmic reticulum calcium ion homeostasis. Gene Ontology annotation, molecular function: calcium channel activity.